GCACCACGACCAACAUGUCUGCGCCCUUAGCAAGGUGGUAAAGGAGCUGCGUUAUUGCAAGCAAGCGUUAACAAGCAUUUUAUUGAUAGUUUGAAGAAAGUUAAUGAAUAAAUUAAGUCGUGUUUUGACCACAGCAAUGUCUCCGACAAGAGGGAUACACUCACGGUAGCUUUCAAUCGUUUUACUAGCGCUGCGAUACUUUUUCUUUACUCUGUCAGUGAUGUUAUUAUGUUUUCCAGUCGAACCUAGUUAUAAUUACAACAUUUCAACUGAGCUUUCUUGUUUUAUCAGUUCGUGUUGCAGCCGAAACGCUAAAUGUAUGUUUGAAUUUUGAGACUUUUUUGGCUAUAGCUACUGAAAACGUAGUUUGACUUUUAAAAAAGUAAGUUUUAUCAAACUAAGGUGUGUGUACCGCCACUCCCCACCACACACACACACACACACACACGCUUGCAGAAUUUAAGGUGUCGUCUUUUUGUACACCUUGACCUCUAAAAACACAGAUGUGGAGCAUUUAGGGGGGGGGGGGCUAUAUAACAGCAUGCUCCAAAGGCAGACAAAUUCAGAUACAGACUGCUUCACUGUUACAGAAAGAGAGAUUAGGUAAAGUGUACAAUGGCUUCCAGGAGAUUUGUAAGCCUUCUCUCUAGAAGAAGUGAGUGGGCACCCCGCUUCCGAAAUCCUGGCAAAACUGUUUGCAAGCAUUCCACUCAUCAGUACGUAAGGAACCAAAGGCUUCUUCAUACGGCUAAACCGGUCAUGAUGAUGAAGCUGCUGUCGGUGGAUGAGCUAUUCGCCAAAACAUCUCUGCAGGAGCACCUGAAAAAGGUGGAAGAAGAGUACGACGAGUGUUUACAGGCAGUCACUUACAGUGGCGCAGAAGAUGAGCGCAGUGAGGAUGACAUGAAGGCCAGGAGAACCAAAGUAUCCCUGCUGGCUCCUCUCAUCCAGAGCAUCCGAGAGCUGGACAAGAAGCAAAAAGAGGUCACGGAUACGGAGACGCUCCUCAAAGAUGAUGAUGCGUCGCUACGAGAACUGGCUGAGCUGGAAAAAGAAAGUUGUCUGCAGGAUAUUCAAGAUCUGAGACAAAAGAUUUUGGAGCUACUGAUCCCCGAGGAGGAGGUCGACAUGAGCGACCUCGUUCUGGAAGUCACAGCGGGGGUCGGUGGUCAGGAGGCCAUGCUGUUCACCGCUGAGAUGUUUGACAUGUACGAGGGCUUCGCUCAGUACCACGGCUGGUCCUUCGACGUACUGGAGCACAUGCCAAGUGAUUUAGGCGGACUGCGGCACGCGUCAGCCAGCAUCAGCGGCCCGCACAGCUACAAGAAGAUGAAGUUUGAGGCCGGAGUUCAUCGAGUUCAGAGGGUUCCCAAGACUGAAAAACAGGGAAGGAUGCACACUAGCACCAUGACUGUGGCUGUGCUGCCCCAACCUACCGAGAUUUCUUUCACCAUGAACCCAAAGGAUCUGAGGAUAGAGACAAAAAGAGCGAGUGGAGCUGGCGGUCAACAUGUCAACACAACAGACAGCGCAGUCAGAAUAGUCCAUCUUCCAACAGGCUUGGUUGCAGAGUGCCAACAGGAGCGUUCCCAGCUGAAGAACCGGGAGAAAGCCAUGAAGGCUCUGACAGCAAAACUGUACAGCAUGAAGCUGGAGGAAGAAACCAGCAAGCGCUACAACCAACGCAAAGUCCAAGUCGGCACCAAAGGCAGAUCGGAAAAGAUCCGGACCUACAACUACGCCCAGGACCGCGUGACGGACCACCGCAUCAGCAUGACGGUGCACGACGUCAGGGGCUUCCUGUUGGGGGAGGACCUGUUGAACGAGAUGAACUCCUCGCUGCAGGAAUUCUCCGAUCAGGAGACGCUCAUGGAGCUGCUGGAAGAGGGCAGCCAGGAGGAACCAUGAGCAUGGCCACAGAUGGAGAGGAAACGUUUUAAUGCAACACUGGGAUCUUGAUCACUUGUACUCCACCUUGAAUUCUCAUUAAUAUUUGCCACUGUGCAUUGAACUGAAGUUGAAGUAGCUUCUUCAUAUUGAAAGACUGUAGACCUUGACUACAUGGAUUUGUACAAGUGAAAAGUUAUCAUUUUUUUAAAGGCUUGUCAUGAUUUUACUUUCAAGUUUUUCCAAAUUGUCUACUAGGUAAGUGAAAGUGGUAGCUGUUGUUUUGACUUCAUGAUUAUGAAAUACUGAGUGAAGGAUGAAACUCGUUUUCUUGGCAGAACAAAUGUAACAUCAUUUGAUAAAAGGUCCCUUUAUGA
Xiphophorus hellerii (green swordtail) is the source of this 2264-nucleotide messenger RNA. RefSeq names its product mitochondrial translational release factor 1-like (gene mtrf1l). The record is from RefSeq and is a predicted model, not a curated record. The transcript is spliced from 8 exons. Lineage: Eukaryota; Metazoa; Chordata; Actinopteri; Cyprinodontiformes; Poeciliidae. Gene Ontology annotation, biological process: mitochondrial translational termination. Gene Ontology annotation, molecular function: translation release factor activity. Gene Ontology annotation, cellular component: mitochondrion. The coding region runs from base 616 to 1908 and encodes 430 amino acids.